Messenger RNA from Camelina sativa (false flax), 1143 nucleotides. NCBI's taxonomy places the organism in Eukaryota, Viridiplantae, Streptophyta, Magnoliopsida, Brassicales, Brassicaceae. The record is from RefSeq and is a predicted model, not a curated record.
AUGGCCGAUGUUCGUUGGUCGGAUCUUCCUAUGGACAUAUUAAGAUCUGUGUUGGAACGUUUGAGUUUUGUCUAUUUCCAGCGCGCUAAGAUGGUAUGUUCGCAUUGGUAUCUGUGUUCGAAACAAAGCUCACCUCAAAAAAGCGGAUCUCCAUUGCUUAUUAUGUUUCUAGAGAAUGGUGGUUGUGGUAUAUACCACCGGAAGGAAACUAGGGUUUAUAAAACGAAGAGAGAAUUACCAAAGAUUAAAUUCUUGGCAAACUCAGGUAACUGGUUCUUGGUUCUGGAUUCUAAAUCCAAUCUCUAUAUUAUGGACAUAUUUAGCCAGAAUAAGAUCGAUCUUCCACCUCUAGAGUCGAUCAAAGGUGGCCAAUAUAAGCUUAAGAGGGUCGGAGAUAAAACAUUCAAGGAGGUAGGAACCCGUCGCUGUGUCAUCCAUAAAGCGAGAAAUCUGAGAGGUCUUUUGUGGGUAGACAAGAAGAAGGAAGAGUUCGCUGUUGUAUGGUACUUCCAUAGGAUCAAGUAUAUGACUGAGUAUUUAGCCUUUUGCAAGAAUGGGGAAGAUCAUUACCAUGAGAUUCCAGCACGCUUACAAGAUGUGUCUGAUAUGGUACUACCUUGUCGUGACAGUCUUUACGUCUUAACGAUUAGUAAUCACAUUCGAAAAAUCACAUACAAAGGUUUCGAGGAUAUUUUAGCACCAUUUUGUUUGCCAUCUCCUCCGACUAGAUUAUCUUUUGAUGAUGAGUGUCGCUAUAACAUUGCUGUUAGACCAUCAGGAGAAAUUUUGGUUGUCAUGAGCAUCUUUAACCGGUUUUCAAGGCCUUGGAGGUUUCUUCUUUACAAGAAGAACCCUUAUCGAGUCCCGGGUAAUACUUCAUACAACAUGCUUGUUAAGGUAGGUUGUUUAGGUGAUGAGGCUCUGUUUCUGGAUUUGGGUAUCACCGUGCCUGCUAAUUGGGACCUUGGUAUCGAACCAAACUCUAUCUAUUUCUCUCGCACUCGCCAUGCUGGUUUCUCUUUCCAGGAAAGUUCAUGCCUUGACGUAUGUGUGUUCAACAUCGCAACAAAGACCCUCAAACGUUUCUUGGAUUUCUUCAACAACAAAAACCUCAAGGAUGCUCGAUGGUUCCUUCCGUCUUGA